Gaeumannomyces tritici R3-111a-1 is the source of this 237-nucleotide messenger RNA. RefSeq lists its product as hypothetical. Lineage: Eukaryota; Fungi; Ascomycota; Sordariomycetes; Magnaporthales; Magnaporthaceae. The coding region runs from base 1 to 237 and encodes 78 amino acids. The transcript has a single exon. The record is from RefSeq and is a predicted model, not a curated record.
AUGAGCAGGAGGCUCGAGCGGCGACUGCAUGGGUUUUUUUUCUUCUUCUUGUUCGCCGACGCGCCUGGGUUGGCCACGGGGACGGGCUGGCGGGCGGUGCGCGGCGUGAGCGGCCGGGGUCAUGAGGCCAUCCAGGCGCUCUUACGAACUGGUGGCCGCCCGUACGGAAAGACGGUUCUCCUAAACGCACUGCACCUGCGUGUCCAACACGUCGAAGCAUGCUUGCUCAUGAUGUAG